UUGUAUAUUGUACAACUUUGUACACUGUAAUUUAUUUUCUUUUGAUAUUUAUAAAAGAAAUAUAAGAACUUUGAGAUCCCUACUUUCUAAUUAUAAACAUUAAACUAAAAAAAAAGAAUUAGUGGCAAAAAAAUUGUCUACAAAGGAAAUUAAACCACAUAUAUGAAAAAUAUGCCGGUUGAAUUAAAUAGUUUAACUGAAGGAUGGCUCGAAUUAGAAAGUGAUCCGGGACUGUUUACUUUACUAUUGGAAGAUUUUGGUGUAAAGGGAGUUCAAGUGGAAGAAAUUUAUGACUUACAUAAGCCUUUGGAAAGUCCUGUGUAUGGAUUUAUAUUUUUAUUCAGAUGGAUAGAGGAGAGGCGUUCGCGUCGAAAAUUUGUAGAACAAAUAGAAAGUUUCGUACGUGAUGAAGAGACAAUCAAUAACAUAUUUUUUGCACAGCAGAUGGUCCCCAACAGUUGCGCAACACAUGCGCUUCUUUCUAUUUUAUUAAAUUGUCCUAAUCUUCACUUAGGUGAAACUCUAAGCAGGCUAAAGCAUCAUACAUUAGGUAUGAAUCCAGAAAAUAAAGGUUGGGCGAUAGGCAACACUCCUGAGUUAGCUUGUGCACACAACUCUCAUGCCAUCCCACAAGCUAGAAAAAAAGCUGAUAAAAACGCUGGUGUCUCCACUGGACGAUUUACAGGUGAGGCUUACCAUUUUGUAAGUUUUGUACCCAUCAAUGGUCAUUUGUUUGAAUUGGAUGGUCUGAAGCCAUAUCCCACUGAUCAUGGUCCUUGGGCGAAUGAUGAGGAUUGGACUGACAAAUUUCGAAGAGUAAUGGCAGAGAGACUUGGUAGAGAUGCUGGUGAACAGGUGCAUGACAUCAGAUUCAACUUAAUGGCAGUUGUUCCCGAUAGACGUAUAGCUCUAACACAAAAGUUACAAUCACUUGAAAUGAAUCAGAAGAGGGUGAAGGAAGCUAUAUCAAAGAUAAGUAAACAUUUGCGACAUUUGUUGAGCAAAAACAGAGAGUUGAACGAAGAUGCUGCAUCACAAGUGAGUAGUGAUAGCUCCUUGAUAGAUACAAUACAGAUAACGGAGGAGGCAAUACUGAAUGCAAUAGAAUCAUCCCAGGCCCAGACAUUCGACAUUGACUACACUCAUCCUAUCACUAUUGAAAUUGGAGCUUCAGAUAGACCACAGCAGGAUAAUAGCUUGGCAUUAGUGGAUCCAGUUGAGCAAGGUGACACUGUUAAGUUUGUAACUUUGAACAGGGAGUGUCAGAUCUUAGAUGAUAUAUAUCCCACAUCGUGUUCAGCGCUGGUGCGCAGUAAUGACAUGGCUGUGCUGGUGUACUGCGAGGGCACGGCAGCCGAGCUGCCAUUCCGCCUGAAGAAGCUUUUGCUGACGCAGCCCGAGCUGGCGCUGCUCAUGAACAACAUCCUGGCUGAGGUGCACGCCUGCCAGCAAGCACUCAAUGAUGAGAACGAUAAGCGAGAUAUGUAUAAGUUGUAA
Molecule: messenger RNA, 1497 nt
Organism: Papilio polytes (common Mormon)
Lineage: Eukaryota; Metazoa; Arthropoda; Insecta; Lepidoptera; Papilionidae
Gene: calypso
Product: ubiquitin carboxyl-terminal hydrolase calypso
Exons: 8
Coding region: 163-1497 (444 amino acids)
Biological process (GO): protein deubiquitination; ubiquitin-dependent protein catabolic process
Cellular component (GO): cytoplasm
Molecular function (GO): cysteine-type deubiquitinase activity
Source: RefSeq, a predicted model, not a curated record